ACUGAUCAUGUUGCCUUUAAUUCACUUUCAUCAUUGUUUGCCAUCUUCUGUUGGUGGGUCGAUUCAUUUUGAAGGGUUGCAUUUAACUAAAAUUGUUUGCUCUCAAGUUUAACAGUUCAGGAUAUAGCUGUGCGACUGUUCCGUUUGAAAAAGGUACAAAGCUGUGCAGUUCUGUUUAACUGCACAGUAUGUGCUCAAGGGAUAAACUGUAAGUAGCUAAGCCGAAGCACAACAGAGAGAAGGAAAGGGAUGGCUCAAUCUCCAGCUCUUCUCUUUCUGCUUCUCUUCAUUUUUGCAACUAAAACGAUAGAGUCAACCCAAAUAUUCUUUCCAAGAGCCACCCAUCAAUCUCUGAUCAAGCAAGCCAAGGAUCCAAAACUGAGCAUCCCAUACAAGACCCAAUUCUUCCCUCAGCUCUUAGACCACUUCACCUUUCAGCCCCAGAGCUCCAAAAUAUUUUACCAGAAGUACCUCAUCAACGACCAUUACUGGGAGCAUGGAGCUCCCAUCUUCGUCUACACAGGUAACGAAGGCAACAUCGAAUGGUUUGCGGAAAACACUGGUUUCAUGCUCGACAUUGCUCCCAAGUUCCGAGCUCUGCUCGUCUUCAUUGAGCAUCGAUUUUAUGGAGAAUCUUUGCCAUUUGGUAAGGACUCAUACAAGUCAGCGAAGACAUUGGGGUAUCUGAACUCACAGCAAGCACUAGCAGAUUUUGCAGUUCUCAUUCAAAGUAUGAAGAACUUACUUUCUGAAGUUUCCCCUGUUUUGGUGUUUGGUGGGUCUUAUGGAGGAAUGCUGGCUGCUUGGUUUAGACUGAAAUACCCACAUGUAGCCCUUGGAGCUUUGGCAUCUUCAGCCCCCAUUCUGCAGUUUGAUGACAUUACUCCAUGGACAAGCUUCUACGAUGCUGUAACUCAGGACUUCAAGGACGCAAGCCAGAAUUGUUACGAGGUGAUAAAGGGAAGUUGGGCUGAGCUGCAAGCAGUGUCUGAGCAGAAAGGACUGGCGGAGCUCAGCAGAAGUUUCAGGAGUUGCGAGAACCUUCAUUCAAUGUAUUCGGCACGGAACUGGUUAUGGACAGCUUUUGUUUAUACAGCCAUGGUGAACUACCCAACAGAAGCCAAUUUUAUGAUGCCAUUGCCUGCUUACCCUGUAAGAGAGAUGUGCAAGAUCAUUGAUGGGUUCCCUCCCAGGGCUACCAAGCUUAGCAGGGUUGUUGCAGCGGCAAGCUUGUACUACAAUUAUUCUCGUACAGAAAAAUGCUUCAAAAUAGAAAAUGCAACUGAUGCUCAUGGGCUCCAUGGUUGGGAUUGGCAAGCAUGCACGGAGAUGGUUAUGCCUAUGACUUGCUCUAAAGAUAGCAUGUUCCCUCCAUCUACUUUUGACUACAAAGCGUUCAGUGAGCAAUGCAUGAGGAAGUAUGGAGUUCUGCCUAGACCCCACUGGAUUACAACAGAAUUUGGAGGCAAUAGGAUUGAGCAAGUUCUUAAGAGAUUUGGAAGUAAUAUAAUAUUUUCUAAUGGAAUGCAAGAUCCCUGGAGCAGAGGGAGAUUUCAGGGAAAAUCUUUUUCAGAAAUGAAAUGUGAAGCUCUUAGCCUUUUUGUUUUCUUCUUCCUUGAAAAGAAUGGAACUGUCAUGGAGUGCCCUCUAAGUGUGUUGAAAAAUAUAUCAGCCAGCAUCAUAGCACUGGCCACUGAGAAAGGAGCUCACCAUGUGGAUUUCCGAUCUGCUACAAAAGAAGAUCCAGAUUGGCUUGUAGAGCAAAGGAGACAAGAAGUGGAGAUCAUCCAAAGAUGGAUUAAUGAAUACCAUUCAGAUUUUAAAUGAGGAUGGAUUAUGUGAAGAUCUAGUUAACUUGAGAGCAAAUUAUGACAUUUAUGACUCAGAGAUUUCUGUUGGUUUCAACAAAAUAAUCUCUUUUAAUUUCUCCCAAAUGAAAGAAAAAAAAGGAAAUGAUCUUCCCUCUAACAAGAAAAGUUUAUUCGGUUA
This is a messenger RNA of Nelumbo nucifera (sacred lotus), 1989 nucleotides long. RefSeq names its product alpha/beta-Hydrolases superfamily protein. NCBI's taxonomy places the organism in Eukaryota, Viridiplantae, Streptophyta, Magnoliopsida, Proteales, Nelumbonaceae. Gene Ontology annotation, biological process: proteolysis. The record is from RefSeq and is a predicted model, not a curated record. Gene Ontology annotation, molecular function: serine-type exopeptidase activity; dipeptidyl-peptidase activity.